Linepithema humile (Argentine ant) is the source of this 380-nucleotide messenger RNA. Lineage: Eukaryota; Metazoa; Arthropoda; Insecta; Hymenoptera; Formicidae. The record is from RefSeq and is a predicted model, not a curated record.
UUACCACGGAUAUCGACCAGAUAAAAGCUUUAAUCGAUUCCGAUCGGCAAAUCACAGUUCGGGAGAUUGCAGCGAGGUUAAAAAUUGGCAAGUCAACUGUUUCCGAAUAUUUAAGCAAACUUCAAAUGGUAAAAAAGCUCGAUGUUUGGGUGCCGCACGCUUUAACUGAAAAAAAUCGUAUUGAUCGCAUUUCCAUCUGCCAUUUGCUAUACAAACGCAACGAAUACCAUCCAUUUCUGAAACGAAUCGUAACAGGCGAUGAGAAGUGGAUCAUUUAUAACAACGUCGUGCGGAAAAGGUCGCGGAGCAAGCGAAAUGAACCGGCAUUAACAACUUCGAAGCCCGGUUUACAUCCAAAGAAGGUUAUGCUCUGCAUUUAG